AUGGAUACGAUGAUACGACUUGAAAGGCAGCUGACGGCCGAGGAGCUCGUCGAGAAGCGGCGUCUGCAGAACCGUGAGGCCCAAAAGAGGCGUCGGGCCAAGCUGAGAAACGCCGCCGAGCAAGAGCCCGAAGACGAUCUGCCGAGGAGCGGCAAGUCAGCUGGGAUCUCCCUCGAUACAGGGCGCGCAAGCAAUGACAUCGGCAGCGUGAGCGUGACCGACAGCUGGUAUGGCGGCAGCAGCAGUGUAAUCGACAAUCGCAAGAGCACCAGCGCUGACAGACAUUUGAGCAAUGUCUUCGACGACAUUUUCGGAUCGACGGCGUUCAACUUCCCUGCCUCUGACGCUGGUUCGCUCUUCAGCUCUACCUCAUCGUCUUCUAGCUCGCCAUCUGGCUCUAAAUCAAAAGCAAGCAAUUCAUCGCCCUCCUCUUCGGGCCAUUCGUCUUCCUCGUCGCCCAUCGAGGAGCUCGAUCAGGCUUCUGGCUCGGCCCUGACAGGAGAGGGCCCCGCCUCACCCUACGAGCAGACGACCUGGUCGACAUCGGCCACACCAGCGUUUGAGUUCAGCGGCAAUCCAUUCCGGCUAAAGGACCCUGUCAAUUCACGCUGCGAAGUCAUACAAAAGUACUCGGCAAACAAGAGCAUCAAUGAUGCGAAGCACCUCCUAGAACACCUGUCCCGAAGCGCAAACGAGUACGGCCGCCACGAUCCUUCCUUCAUCUCGCCAUCUUCCCCUGCUCCGGGCCUCUCGGACCUGCACUUGUUCUUCAGCGCCCAGCCACAGCUGUUUGAAAACUUUGUCGCAUCGCUCCGCAUGGCCGAAAUCCUCAGCAGCAAGGCUCCCGCGUCCGUGCGCAUAGAGAUGUUCAAGUCUAUCCUCGAAUCCUUCAAGGUGCAAGCUGCUCGCUACUUGUCCUUGAGCAGGCCAUCGCCGUUCCACGGACUCCAGCUCCCAAGCCAGCACCUCUUCCAGGCCGUGCUCACCAAUGCGUCGAGGAUGGGCUAUGCAUUUCAAGACCUCGAGAACUUCAAUGCCGUCAGCCGCAUCGGAGAAAGCUUCCUCGGCAUCACUUCGCCUUUGCAGCUCGACAUGCCUUCCGACAAGCUGGCUGUAACAGUGAUACCAAAGGUCAAGUGGGACACGAUUCCAGAGACAAUGUAUCCAACAGCACUGCAGCUCGUCGAGGAGCACCACCCCUUUAUCGACAUUUCCUUUGUGUGGCCAUCUGUGCGCGACAAGGUGUUGACGCUCCUCAAGAACGGCCUCGACGAGGAUGCCAUGUGCACCGACAUGAUGAUGGGCGGCUUACUUCCGGGCGCUGAGCCGUCGUUCAUGGUUUGGGGAGACGACACGAUGGACGUCGACUCGUGGGAGGUCAGCGAGAGGUUCGCCACCAAGUGGUGGUUCCUCUUUGAGCCAGAGAUUAUCAAGCGGACAAAUUGGUGGAGGAAGCAGAGGGGUCUGCACCCUAUCCGCAUUGAUUUCUCGCGAGACGCAGCCCAGUCUGCCCCGUGGUCCACACGGAAGCGUCGGUGA
This is a messenger RNA of Acaromyces ingoldii, 1539 nucleotides long. RefSeq lists its product as hypothetical. Lineage: Eukaryota; Fungi; Basidiomycota; Exobasidiomycetes; Exobasidiales; Cryptobasidiaceae. Gene Ontology annotation, biological process: regulation of DNA-templated transcription. The coding region runs from base 1 to 1539 and encodes 512 amino acids. The transcript is spliced from 2 exons. Gene Ontology annotation, molecular function: DNA-binding transcription factor activity. The record is from RefSeq and is a predicted model, not a curated record.